AAACCCACCCCUUGUUCUUCUUCAAAUUAGGCAGCGAGAACAACCCAAAACUGGCCGCGAAGGCGGAGGCGGGCAGUCGGCAAGACGCGGCACAAGCAGCUUCUGUGGGCGCCACGAUCAGAUCCCGAUAGCGCCAGCAAGCAGCUUCACAGUCCUAUUUCGUCGCUGUCAGCACUCUCAAUUCCAGGCUUGAAGCCGUAAUUACGCGUAUUUGACAGUGAAAAUUCCGCGAUGCAGUUCUUCAAGCAGUUGACGGACCCAGCGCUCAAGCGGCUGUACAAGUUCGUGCUCAAGCGCAUGAUCGGCCGCUUCUUGGCGGCAGACGAGCUGGAUUUGGACCAAUUAGACGUACAUCUUCGCUCUGGGCGACUAGAGUUAUGCGAUCUGCUGCUCAAUGCCGAGGUACUGAAUGCCGAGCUCUGUGAGGCCCAAGGACUGCCUUUUAAGGUCAAAAAGGGCUAUCUGGGGUCUGUUCGAGUGGCUAUCUCGUACGCCAACAUCAUGAGCGAGAGCUGCUUGGUGGAGAUUGACGAUAUCGAGAUCAUUCUGGUGCCAUUGGAGAAGGACGAGGCCCAGACAAGACAGAGCUGCACAGAACCAGAAGAGAAGGAGCAGAAAGAAGAGAAUGAAGAGAAGAAGCCCAUGACGCCUGAGCCAGUGGACGAGAUCUCGCAGGAAGGACUCGACUUUGUGGCCAGCUGGAUCGAGCAGGUCACGUCCAAGAUCAAAGUCACAUUGUCGAAUAUUUGUCUGAGACUGGAGACCGGAGAGCAGCACAAUGGACGAGAUGUGGCGUUGCUGUGUAAGCUGCAGUGGGCGCAGUUUACAGACGAGUCGGCGGCGGACGUGCAGAGUGUCUACGGACGAAGUAGCUUGGACCACUCUGCAGGAAUGUAUGGGUCUCAGACGAUGGGCGGAGGAGUGCAGUCCAUGGCGGCCAGUACGCUGUUCGGUAUCUCUCAGAAGGGUAUAAAGUUUCGCGGUAUCAGUAUGGAUUUACACCUGAGCAGUGAGGAAGAAGACGAGGAAGAUCGAUGGACGGAGCGACGACGCACGGAAUACAGCGACAUGGUGCUGCAUCCGUUCCUGGCGAGUGACCCGAAUAAGGAGAACUACAUUAAGGUCAAGCUGUCCCAUUACGAGGCACUAGAGGCACCAGCGAUGGACGCAGAUGUUUUCUUCCACUCGAUUCGCAUCGUAUUACAGCCUCAAUAUUUCCCAGAACUUGGAAAAAUUGUGGAUGCGUUCUCGACGGACCCUGCGAAGCUGAAUGCCCACCAUUUCGAUGAUCGUUAUAUGUCCACAGCGAUGUUCCAGUCGAUUUGCGAUGACCGACCUGCAUGGAUGACUGGGAGUGAUGACGGCGAGGACGGUGAAGUCGGAGGAGCGCUCAACUUAUCAUUUAAGGAAUUCCAGCGCAUUGAACAGCUACUUUUGCAGUAUCGACAGACCCAAGAUGACCUGAAAACUGCACAACGGCGGUGUAGUUCAACUGAAGAGGAAACGGCAGCGGGUGAUAGACAUCUACUGUCCAAGACGCGGAAGCUCUCGGCAGCAGAAAGUGUCGAGAGCAUUGGUUUGUCGGACUUAGAAGACGAGGAGGACGGGUUUUUCGAGUGUGAAACAGGACUCGCAAGCUCCAUCGCUCCAGGUGGAUCGCUUGCAAGUUCCAGUAAAUUAGGUCAAUCCAUGUAUGCGUCGGCGAGAUACGGCUUUGACGAGAACGAGACGGAAAGCAGGCGUGAUGACCGAAGCCAGUUAACAUGGUCCACGAUAGCGCAGAAUCGAGCGGCACGUCGAGUGCAAUCGCGGGUUAAAGUUCAUCUGCUGGAGUGCGAGUGUGUCCUUCUGUAUGAUGAUCUCCCUGACAACGAAGAGGAGGAAGAAGGAGACGGAGAUUCACUGAGUGAAAGAGAGGACGAAGGCUCGAUGACUGAUAGCCGUUUCCUCCGCGCUCCUGUGAGGCCCACAAAGCCCCUACCAUCGGUUGACGGUCUUGAGCGCUUGGAACUCCUGUUGAAGGACAUUAUUUUCUCGAGCUUGGCGUAUUCCCAGUAUUCAUUACUUGCAUUCACCAUUGGGAAGUUCACUAUUACGGAAAAGACGCUUCCGCGCAUGUCGUUGGAUGCCGAAGAGGACGAAUCGGCCAUGUUGUCUACGUGUGUGUUGAGAUUUACUGACACGUCGCCAGUUUCCGGUCGCAGAGUGAAUUUAUCAGCCAAUGUAUCUGCUCAGCUGCGUAUCGACUUUACGCCUGGAUCGGAUGAUGGGACUCCGUCAACUAUUUCAUCACUUGGAGUGCGAGUAAACGUUCAGCCCGUUCUUAUUGAAUGGGAUAUGUAUCUGCUAGACAGAGCUCAUCGUCUUCUAGCUCUCCUGGAAGAAGAUACGUCGGUAGCAAAGCGAAAGGCAGCGUCAACGGCACCUGACGCCAAGGAGUUCCCCAAGACGUUCGACAUGACAACGGAGUGUGUGCAGAUGACGCUGCGCUUUCCUAUGGUCAACAGCGACCUGAUUCGCUUUGGUCCGUCGUCCAAGCGUGGUCUAUGUGAAGAUAGACUUCUGCUGACGUUGGAGAGUGUCAAAGUGGCGUCGUAUUCUCUGCGUGAAGACGAUGAGACCGCUGAAGCACGGACACCUAUGCCGCCUCAGUACAGGAAGACAACGUCGCUGCCGUGGUUGACAGAGUUUGACGUUUCUUUCGACAAUGCGAAGGUGUCACUAUUGACUCCAGAAAAUGGCAAUCAACGCGGCUCUCGACUGGAGAAAGCGGUGCUUAUCACAGCCUGCAGUGACGAGCGAUCGGGUGACGUUUGUACGCUUCGGUUGCGUCUUCAAACGCCAUCGCGUGAAGAAAUGAAGGAGGCUAUUGCUAGCAAGCAGAAUUUAUCACAAGAUGCCAGCCAAAGCCCCGACGGUGCGUCUGUUGGUAGCUCUCCUGACGAUGUUACUGGUGACGACAAUGAUGGAGGGAGAGUGGGACUGAAUGGCUGGAAUCUGGAUGCUUUGGGGCGUGCAGAGUCGUACGAGUGCGCAGCAGCAGCAGCUUCGCUCUACUCCGUGGAAAUCGGAUUUCCCCGUGCCAACGCAGUUUUGUUCAAGUCCUCAUUGGACAGGUUGAUGGUGCUGUUUGACGCGCUUUUGAUGAUCAAUCCUAUCGAUGUCGACAGCUACAACCAAAUUUUUGCCGCCGCUGCGCUUCGGAAUCGAUUGAUGCCCAGCUACAUGAGUAUGAAUCUCAAGUUGGGCGAAGGAACCGUCCGGGUAUGUGACUACGUUUCCCUGCCUCCCUCUCAAGGUACAAACACGUCUGCAGUACAUGGAACCGAAGACAAGACAAUAGAUGAGUUCGAGAAGGUUCUAUUCACGUAUCACUUCGCCUUCCAGACACUGAAGGUGUUCCAGGUUUCUCAGUGGAUGGGGCAACUGGUCUCUCGCGUUCAUGUACUCGCCCAGAACACUACGUUACUGGAAGAAGAUGGUCGCACAAAUACCAUUGUACCGAUCCUCUACAAGACACCUUUCGGCGUCUCUAAAGCUCCGAUCUUCUUCAUGGGCGUUGAUAUUGCUGACCAGACGAACGAGAUGCGUGAGAUGAAGGUGGAACUGCACCUCUCGCACCUCAGUUUGCGCUACGACGUGCGUUCUAAGUGGCUGUUUCAGAUGCUGGAUAUGGUGCUGAUGGAAUACCCCGUCCCGAUCAUCCCGCUGGACUCAGCCACUAUGUCGGAUGAGGAGAGUACGAAGCUCUUUGAGACCGUCAAACGUGGAGGGAAUUACGAUGCUGUACCACUGGCUACAGCUCCAAAGACUGUGUUCACGAAGCUGUUCGUCAAUUUCUACGACGUUCUAGUCGAUUACGCGCCACUCACUUUGACGUCACGUGUGAUUCUCGUGCUGGGCAAGGUAAGUGUGUCUUCGAAUGUCGUCACGGGUGCCGUCAUGCAGGGCUACAAGAUCUCUGUGGGUGAUUUGGAGCUCUUCUUGACGCAAGCACGUGCUGGAUACGAGGAAAUCGACGAGGUUCUGUUGGGCAAUGACCUGUUCCUCCGGGGUGACGCCAAGAACAAGAAGAAAAGUCUCAAGUUUGCAACUAGCGGUGGGAGUUUGGACACAGAGUAUCCUUCGUUGCUUACGUUCUUGGAGAAGUUCGGCUUCUUGCAGAUUGUUACGAUGGAUUUUGUGGAUGUUUUCCUGCGAGUGCUGGUCCUACCGACGGCACUUGAGGUCGCAUCUGCAACACGAGGUCAGCUCGAAGAGAAGGCGUCAGCAGCAGCAGCAUCACCGGAGUUGUCGGUGGAAUUGAAUCUUGGUACGGCUAAUAUCUACGCGUGCUUUGAUUCCUUUAACACGUUGAUCGAGUUGUUGUCUGUGUGGACCGACCAGCUCGCGAUCGAACAGGAACCACGUGAUACUACUGCGUACGUGGGUCUGGAUGGAGAGAGCGACCCGUCCAGUGUGUCAGUUGUCACGAACUUGAGUCCAGCUCCUGCUGGCAUGCGGACGAUCGGUACUGCUUCUGAGGCUUCAGCACAAGAAUUUUCCAGUACUAGCAGUGUCCGAAGUGAACGUUUUUCGCUCGACGAUAAUGGCUCCAGUCGAGGCAUGAUUAAUAUCCUUGAACAGAUUGAUGAAGACGCUUUUGGUGGUGGCAAGAAGAUAUUCCCGGGGAAAACUGUUGCUACGGAUACAGAAGCUCGCUUGUUACGUACUCGCAUGGACUCGAUUCAGAGAGAGAAGGAGCGUAUGGUGCAUGGCCUUGAGCACGACGACCAGCUAUCUGCAUCGGAGCUGCGACUGAGGUAUCAGCGAGAGGAAAGACGCAAGUCGGCAAAGCCAGUUCGCAUUAAUGAGCUUGUCAUUGAAGACUAUUACUCUCAGAAUCGAUCGUUCGACGGACUAGAAGACGAGACGGCUGGCGCGUUCUUGAUGGAACCAGAGCAUAAUCACGACCAGGCUCCAGUGAACACAAAAGGAGAGGACCCGUGGUUCUCCUCAGUCCCUACAAACUCACCUGUUAUGGGCUCUUCUCCUGACAAGACAGCAAUGCCGUAUAACGAACAAGCAGCGCGGUGGCUUGGGCCUGGGGGAACUAGCGACGCUGGUAAUGGAACACCUAGGAGCGUCGGUGGAGACUUUCCUAUGUUCGAGCCGGUGGAAGAGAAGGCUCCAGCUCCACCUGCGAGUGUGGCGCCUAGUGUAGGACAGGCAACCAUAGACUACAGCAGCGACAACGCGUACGAUCUCGAAGACGAAGAUGAAGUGGACGACUUCGAUGCAAACCACUUCUCCAUGGGCGCCUUUCCAGCUGCAUCGAAGAACUGGUGGGGGAUGCAAAACAUGCCGGACGAAGUGGAGCUUAGCGAUCUCCAGACUGAAGAGACCGCGUCUUCCUUCUCGCAUCGAAUGGAUUUAAUGGAAGACCGAAGUGUGGCUCACCAAACCUUCAGCGAGGCAGGAAUGGACGACGCGAACGGCAACUCUGUGUUCCCCAAUACAAUGUCCAUGUCGAUUAUUGAUGUCGGGGAGGACCAAGGCAAGGAGAUCGAACUGGAUUUUGGACUUGACGGUGAUCUCCAGUCACGAUUCAAUCAGAUACUCGACAUGGAGGCGAAUAACGAAGAAGAUCUGGAUGACGAAGAUAACGAUGAAGAACAGCGACAAAAUCCUUCCGUGACGUCGUCUCCACGCGCUAUUCCAACACGACAGGCGUCAUUCUCAUCAACCAGUAGCCACCCCGGUGCUCCGUCGUCCUCGUUUGGUAUGCCCACAGUGUCUCCACCUGAUCAGCCGACAGCACGCUGGUUCUACGACGACCAACGAUCCGAUGACGGCGGGCCUCCUAUGACUGGUCCACCGUCCCGGAUAUACCCGCAUCACGUCGAAAUCCCAGUCGGAGGCUCGGCCACAUCGCUAUCAUUCGGUGAAAAGGAGUGCGAAGAUGCUAUUCGAUCCAUCGCACGGGAGAGCGCAGUACGCAAAGUGGAGGCGACGCCACCGAUUGUCGUUCAACAUGUUCUACUGCGUAACUUUAAUAUUUGCAUGCGGUUCUUCGGUGGCUGCGACUGGACGCGCGAUGCGAGUGAGGCUGUAAGACUCCACCCUCCCAAGGAGAGCCACGUGGAAGAGAACUUAAAGGGGAAACAACCUGACAGUGCUACAGCGAAGAAGGAGAAACUAUUGGACGCUCUGUUGGACAACUACGUGCCGUCAGAUGGUGGAGAUCUCUUUGGAAACGACAGUUCUCUGUUUACUACUGCAAAGAGUGCGCCCACUACCUCGUUCAUGAAGCGCGACCCAGCCACCAGGACGACAAGAGCAACGUCAAGUGACAGCACGCCGUCUCGCAAGCGUUCGUUGAAGAAAAGUGGACGCAAGACUGAGGAGAUGCUGGAGCUCGUGGUGACGCGCAUCCAGCUGCGUCUGGAUAUGUUCAAUGAAGCCGAGACGCAGUCGUUGGCAUCACAUACGGUGCUGGCAUUGGGCGAUGUGGAGCUGCUGGACUAUAUCUCUACCUCCCAGAUCCGUAAGAUUAUCUGCUACUGGAAGUCCGAGGCGACUCAUCCACGCGAAAGCGGCAGCUCGAUGGUGCGACUGCAGUUGAUCACGGUACGACCGGGCCCUAAUCUGUGCGAGGAGCAUCGUCUCAAGGCUCGUUUACUGCCAUUGAGGAUCAAUCUAGACCAGGAGGUUGUCAAGUUCUUACGUCAGUUCGUGCCUACGGAGGAGACUCCGACACCUAAGACGCGUCUGUCGCGACAGAUGAGGGAUGAGACUGACGAUGAAGUGGAGAUAACGAUGCACGAAGGAGGGAUGGAGAUGAAGCCCAUUGGAGAGAGUGCCUCUGUUGAGGCCAACGUGAGUCUAGGAGCCUGGUUCUUCCAGAGUAUCGAUAUCAAGCCGUGCAAGAUCAAGAUCGACUACCGACCCAACCACGUCGACUACGCGGCAUUGCGUGCUGGCGACUACUUAGAAGUGAUUAACUUAUUCGUGCUCGAAGGUAUGGAGCUGGUGCUUCGACGUGUGCAGAUGAGCGGACUGGACGGCUGGGCUGCACUAGGAGAGAACGUUCUGGUAUCGUGGGUGCAGGAUAUUUCACGCCGGCAGAUCCACAAGUGCGUGGCGAGUGUGUCGAUGCCUCCGCUCCGUCCGUUCGUCAACAUUGGCGCCGGUGCAGCAGACUUGAUUCUACUCCCGAUGGAGCACUACGGACGUGACCGACGUCUUGUGCGUGGUAUCAAGAAGGGAGCAUCGAGUUUCCUCAAGUCGGUGACGAUCGAGACGCUCAACACGGCGUCCAAGGUGGCGCAGGGCACGCAGGCGUUGCUGGAACAUGCGGAUGAUGUGGUGUCCUCGUCGUCUGCUCUACGUCGCAAGCAGCUCAAGUAUCGACAGGCUGGCAGUCGCAUCGCACGGAACUCGAGACGGAUGGGCGGCGGCGGCAUCCGUAACGCUCAAGACGCCGGUGGAGGCAUCGGAGGCCGGCAGUAUCUGACUCAGCAACCGGCGAGCGCUGCCGAGGGCUUCGGACAGGCCUACGACUCGCUGGCACGCGAGCUGCAUGUGGCUGCUAAGACUAUUGUGGCUGUACCGCUCGUUGAGUACAAGAAGACGGGAUCGCAGGGAUACGUGCGCUCGGUGAUCCGUGCCGUGCCCGUGGCGGUGUUGCGCCCCAUGAUUGGCGCUUCCGAGGCUGUGGCAAAGGCGCUCAUCGGUGUACGCAACGCGGUGGACCCGGAAUUGAAGGAGGACAUUGAAAACAAGUUUAAGGACUUCCGGGCGAUCUGAGCUGCGAAACGCGUACACAAGGCAAUAACAAAAGAAAGAGCACGUCGUCAGUUCAAUAUAAAUUUAUUUUGUCUUUCACGCUUCUGCAGGACUUGUAAAAGUAGUGAUAAGUUUUGUAGAAGCCCUUCUCAGGACUUGUGGGGGUAAUGCAUGCAUGAGGACUUGAGGAACCCACAUGACUCAACAAAUACAUGUACUACUCGUUGAAGUGAAAGGCAACA
Molecule: messenger RNA, 8009 nt
Organism: Phytophthora nicotianae INRA-310
Lineage: Eukaryota; Oomycota; Peronosporomycetes; Peronosporales; Peronosporaceae
Exons: 2
Coding region: 232-7788 (2518 amino acids)
Biological process (GO): reticulophagy; autophagy of mitochondrion; autophagosome assembly
Cellular component (GO): phagophore assembly site; extrinsic component of membrane
Molecular function (GO): phosphatidylinositol-3-phosphate binding
Source: RefSeq, a predicted model, not a curated record